AUGGCACUUUUCGAAGCAGUUGACAGUCAAAACCUUGAACGUGUUCGUCUGCUUGCUACAGAAGUCGACCUUAACUCCUGGGGCUCAGAACCACUUGACGAACAGGCAUUCGAUCGAUCGCCUCUCGCGCACGCUUCCCGAAAUGGUUUUCAUGAUAUGGUUAGUUUAUUACUUGCGUUGCACGCAAAGCCUCAAAUCAGUGGUGACGCGCUCAAUGCCACCGUCUCUGCAGGCCAUUUGGAUGUUGUACAAACUCUGAUACAACAUGGUGCGGAUGUCGAUUGGAACACUUAUUUGAGCAUACUGGCAGCCGCCAUUGAGCGCAAACAUCGGGAGCUCGUGGCUCUAUCACUUUCCGCUAUUCAGAGCAAGAAUCGAGAGCUGGACAAUGAUUUCGCACCAUACCGCAUAGACCUAAAUGAAACAAUUAAAGAUGGAAGGAAUGCUUUUGAAAUUGCUGGAGAUGGCGAUUUCUUUGAUCUCGACAUUUUCGGCUGGAUAUUGGAGGCUGGAGGUAGACCACGAAAGGGGUGUGGUUAUCACCAAAAGCCAGUGGAGCAGCCAACGCAAAGAUUAUUUGCAUAG
This is a messenger RNA of Penicillium canescens, 585 nucleotides long. RefSeq names its product ankyrin repeat domain-containing protein. NCBI's taxonomy places the organism in Eukaryota, Fungi, Ascomycota, Eurotiomycetes, Eurotiales, Aspergillaceae. Gene Ontology annotation, molecular function: protein binding. The record is from RefSeq and is a predicted model, not a curated record. The coding region runs from base 1 to 585 and encodes 194 amino acids. The transcript has a single exon.